CUUUUCUCGACACCGCUCUCUGCAUUUCACUUCUGUCCUAGGCAGUAUUGUAUUCCAACGCAACUAACCGUCCUCCAUCUAAUUCCUUCACCAUGCACCUUCUGUCCGUCUUUCUGUCGGCCGCAGCCCUGUUUUCUCACGCAACCACAGGGUUUUACCUGGAGUCCAAGCGUGCGGAAAUAAGUGACCAUGGUUUCGCCACACUUAACGACGCCAUGAUGACAAUGGGAGUCGGGUUCUCUACGCGCGGGACCCCGGCUGUCAAUAUAACUCUGGAUCCAAAGGGCUACCUUGAAAACAACUUUCUCCUGCGGGAAGUGCAGCCAGACGUGUUUAAGUUUUUGGCUGGGGAGGAUGCCCCUUACCUCGAGGACAUUGUUGGGCCCUUCACCAUACAGAACGGAACCCGACAGCUGGUAUAUAGCGGGGAACAAAACCUCGUAUGGGCUGUCUGUGAGGGUUCGGAACGAUAUUAUCAACUUCUCCUGGCCCUACGAGAGCGAACGCUCGACGUUGAAUGUCUACAUAUCGAGCUCCUGGUGGUCGAAGAGCAGUCUAAGUAA
This is a messenger RNA of Chaetomium fimeti, 563 nucleotides long. RefSeq lists its product as uncharacterized. The transcript has 2 exons. Lineage: Eukaryota; Fungi; Ascomycota; Sordariomycetes; Sordariales; Chaetomiaceae. The coding region runs from base 93 to 563 and encodes 156 amino acids. The record is from RefSeq and is a predicted model, not a curated record.